Funneliformis geosporum is the source of this 210-nucleotide messenger RNA. Lineage: Eukaryota; Fungi; Glomeromycota; Glomeromycetes; Glomerales; Glomeraceae. The record is from the annotation of a GenBank genome assembly.
GAAGAACAAAGUAUUUUUCCACAAUCUAAUCCUAAUACACAAGUUCAUAAUAUACAAGUUCAUAAUCUUCCAAAUCUAAUUAAUAAUUCUCGCCUAACCAAAUAUAUCAAACGAACAACCUAUACAGAAGAAAUAACACUUUUAGAACCAUUAGUAAAUAAUACAAAUGAAGAAAAUAUAAAUAAUGUUAUUCAACAAUUAAAUAAUUGA